This is a messenger RNA of Peronospora matthiolae, 264 nucleotides long. NCBI's taxonomy places the organism in Eukaryota, Oomycota, Peronosporomycetes, Peronosporales, Peronosporaceae. The record is from the annotation of a GenBank genome assembly.
AUGCAUGGAAUUUGCUACAAGCCAAGUGCGAAGAUCGACUUUCGUGGCUAUUCAGAUGCAGACUGGGCCGGUGACCUUGCUGAUCGCAAAUCGACGUCCGGCUACGUCUUCAUGCUAUUGGGUGCUCCAGUGAGUUGGGGCAGCAAGAAGCAGCCAAGUGUGUCACUGUCUGCAAUUGAAGCGGAGUACAUUGCGCUUGAGUCUGGCGAUUCAAGAAGACAAGUGGAUCCACUGCUUACUAUGCGAGAUCAUGGCGGCUACUAA